Molecule: messenger RNA, 171 nt
Organism: Caenorhabditis briggsae
Lineage: Eukaryota; Metazoa; Nematoda; Chromadorea; Rhabditida; Rhabditidae
Exons: 2
Coding region: 1-171 (56 amino acids)
Source: RefSeq, a predicted model, not a curated record
AUGAGGAGAAGUUUUUGGGAAGGGAAUUUGGAAUCUGAAAAUUUCGGGACUUCAGAAUCUGAGAAUCUCAGAAUCUCAGAAUUUCAGAACUUCAAAAUCUCAGAAUCUCAGAACUUCGGAACUUCAAAAUUUCAGAACUUCAGAAUCUCAAUAUUUCUGAAUUUUCAAUAA